This is a messenger RNA of Morchella importuna, 918 nucleotides long. RefSeq lists its product as uncharacterized. NCBI's taxonomy places the organism in Eukaryota, Fungi, Ascomycota, Pezizomycetes, Pezizales, Morchellaceae. The transcript is spliced from 2 exons. The coding region runs from base 1 to 918 and encodes 305 amino acids. The record is from RefSeq and is a predicted model, not a curated record.
AUGGGCAGUAUUUUAUCAGAUUCAGGCCUUUACUAUCCAGAGACUGAAACGUCCGAAAGUAGCGCAGAGAUGUCAGAACUUUUGCCGAACUCAUGGACCGAUUUCCUUAGCAACGAUAGCAACGAGGCGCCUAUCGACGAAGUGACCCCUAAUACAUUCGAUGAGGUGGAUGACAUCGAUAUUCUGUUACACUAUCCACUGAUACAAUCAAGUACCGGUUAUUCAAUUGAUUAUCGACCCUUUGGCUACUCAUCUCAUUCCUCAUCAGCUCUAUUUCAAAAUAUCAGUACACAUUCACUUGCGAACUCGCCCCAUAAUUCUAUCCAAGAAUUACUCCAUGCCUCUAUCCAGAAUUCACCCCAUACCCAUGCUUCGAUCCAGGACUCACCCUAUACCUCUAUUCAGGGCUCACCCCGUACCUCUAUCCAGGACUCGCCCCGUACCUCUAUUCAGAACUCGCCCUCUGUGGCCGAGAAUUCUACACCCGGUGCAUCACCCCCUCCGCCAGUCCCUGCUCUAUCCAACGACUCCCAUCUCAGCCUCAAGUACCAUUGCAAUAUUCGCGGCUGUCGAAACCGUUCGGGCUUCACGAGCCUGAAAUCACGUCUAGUACAUGCUCGCAAGGUCCACAAAACCCGAUUUUUCUGCAGUUGCCCGGAAUGUCCAUGGGUACACACGUACAGCAGUUUCUCAACUAAGGAGACUUUGGAUGAACAUUGGCGGGUGUAUCAUCCAAACGUGAACCAUUUCAGAUGCUCAGAGUGUUCAUAUACGACCGAUAAUGUGACAAACAUCCAGUUGAAACAUCUUAACGUGCAUUUUAAAGAGGAGGGCGAUAUAUCGGAAGCAAUGGUGAGGAUUCGGCAGGAGAAGGGGGCAAGACGUGGACGACGUAGGGGACAGGUUGAGAGCGAUUAA